AUGGUGUUUGAUCACGUGUACUUGUACAAUGGACAAACUGAUCUAACAUAUACUACUUUCAGCAUGGCUGUGGACGACUCAAUCACUCGAAAGGUGAAGGAUAUCACCGCUGGCUUCGUGGGAGGCGCUACCCAAGUUCUUAUCGGCCAGCCCGCAGACUUGGUCAAGAUCCGGCUCCAAACAAGCACCACACCUACCACCUCGAGCCAGGUUAUACGUAAUGUCCUUAUCAACGAGGGCCCAUUAGCUUUUUACAAAGGUACUUUGGCCCCAUUGAUUGGUGUGGGUGCGUGUGUAUCCUUGCAAUUUUACGGUUUCCAUGAAACCAAGAGACAAUUGCUAAAAUACAGUGGCCAGUCCACGUUGCUGUUGUGGCCCCAGACUUAUAUCGCUGGUGCUGUUGCAGGGAUUGUCAAUACUCCGGUCACCGCUCCUGUGGAGCAGUUACGUAUCCUAAGCCAGUCCAGCACAAAGUCUUCCUCUCUUGUGGAAACGAUUCGACACAUAUAUCUGACUCGAGGCAUGUUGGGCCUUUACCGAGGAUUUAGUAUUACAUUGUUGCGUGAGACCCAGGCAUAUGGUGUCUGGUUUCUCACGUAUGAGGCCUUGAUCGAUUACAUACAAAAGAAAAGAGGUUACUCUCGCAGAGAGGAGAUUCCCACUCCGGAGCUUUUGUUUUCCGGUGCAGUUGCGGGCAAUGCGUUGUGGCUCAGCAGCUAUCCAUUAGAUGUGAUCAAAAGUAACAUUCAGAGCGAUGGUUUUGGGGCCGCGUCAAAAUAUAAUGGCCAAAUUGGUGCUGCUACUAAAGCUAUUUGGCUUGCAAGUGGUGCCCGAGGUUUUUGGAAAGGUAUAGUUCCAUGCCUCUUGAGAGCAGUUCCAUGCAGUGCCGGAACUUUUGCUGCUGUGGAAACAGCUCUUAGAGUCAUGGGAGAAUGA
Messenger RNA from Clavispora lusitaniae ATCC 42720, 936 nucleotides. It is a transcript of the gene YMC2, whose product is annotated as Ymc2p. Gene Ontology annotation, cellular component: mitochondrion. Gene Ontology annotation, molecular function: L-ornithine transmembrane transporter activity. Gene Ontology annotation, biological process: mitochondrial L-ornithine transmembrane transport. Lineage: Eukaryota; Fungi; Ascomycota; Pichiomycetes; Serinales; Metschnikowiaceae. The record is from RefSeq and is a predicted model, not a curated record.